GUCAAUGCUACCGACCCGGCGCCCGGCUAUAUGAAUAAACCCUAGCUCUUCCACCCACCCCGCCUCCCUCGAAAACCCUAGAAGCCCAUCACCCUCCCCUGCGGCGGCCGCCUUCUCCUCGCGAAAUCCUUCUCGACUCGCGAAAAUGAGCCAGGAGGCCGUGAACCCGAAGGCGUACCCGCUGGCGGACGCGCAGCUGACGAUUAGUAUCCUCGAGAUCAUCCAGCAGGCCGCCAACUACAAGCAGCUCAAGAAGGGCGCCAACGAAGCGACAAAGACACUGAACAGGGGAAUAUCGGAGUUCGUGGUGAUGGCGGCUGACACCGAGCCGCUCGAGAUCCUUCUCCACCUCCCCUUGCUAGCUGAGGAUAAGAACGUGCCAUAUGUAUUUGUUCCAUCGAAGCAAGCCCUUGGUCGUGCUUGUGGUGUUACAAGACCGGUUAUUGCUUGCUCAGUAACCAGCAAUGAGGGUAGCCAGCUGAAACAGCCGAUUCAGAGUCUCAAGGACUCUAUCGAGAAGCUUCUCAUCUGAUUUACCAAAGACCUUUCAGUGUGAUGGGCCUCAGCGACACAUUUUUCAGAGGCUUGGACUGGUGAUGGUGUCUUGUUUACUAGAUUUUGCGCGUUCCAAACUAUGUUUGAAGACUGUUAAAAGUCGAUCAUACUUGAAUUUGUGCUGCGUCAUCUUAUAUUUGUGACUUGUGUAAGACGUCUGUAUCGUGGUGGCUGGUUUCUGUCGAGAUUCCGACCAUUAUUGUAACAGCUGAUGGCUAUGAGUUCUGAGAAUUGAUAGUUUGGCUGGUUGCAACUUCUUGCGACCACUUGCAGCACAAAAGUUGUGUUGGCUAGGUGAAAUUUGGUGCCUAAGGUUGUUGCCCAUA
Messenger RNA from Panicum hallii, 881 nucleotides. RefSeq names its product NHP2-like protein 1. Bases 146 to 532 code for a protein of 128 amino acids. Gene Ontology annotation, biological process: mRNA splicing, via spliceosome; maturation of SSU-rRNA; ribosome biogenesis. The transcript is spliced from 5 exons. Gene Ontology annotation, molecular function: RNA binding. The record is from RefSeq and is a predicted model, not a curated record. Gene Ontology annotation, cellular component: box C/D methylation guide snoRNP complex; U4/U6 x U5 tri-snRNP complex; nucleolus. NCBI's taxonomy places the organism in Eukaryota, Viridiplantae, Streptophyta, Magnoliopsida, Poales, Poaceae.